Messenger RNA from Girardinichthys multiradiatus, 6268 nucleotides. RefSeq names its product macrophage mannose receptor 1-like. The transcript has 32 exons. Bases 62 to 4345 code for a protein of 1427 amino acids. Lineage: Eukaryota; Metazoa; Chordata; Actinopteri; Cyprinodontiformes; Goodeidae. The record is from RefSeq and is a predicted model, not a curated record. Gene Ontology annotation, molecular function: signaling receptor activity.
AUUUUCUGCAGACAACAAAUGGAUUAAAUGUUCAGCUGCGGGGCGUUUUUAAAGGAUCAGAAUGCAUAUCUUGUGUGUGUUCAUAGUGCUUCUUUUUAAAAAGCUGCAUUCCUUGGAACCAAAUGACUCAGAAUUUCAGCUUACCAACAAAGACACUGGUUUUUGCUUAGUUAAAAGCGAUACCAUGUGCAACAAUGUACGCUGGACAACCGGCAACCGAUUGUUGGUGCCCAAGAUGAAUAAAUGCCUGGGAGUUCAAGGAAAAAGUGUCGGGGAUGAAGUAAGCCUGUAUGAUUGUGAUGAAACAAGUGAACUCCAAAGGUGGGAAUGUAAGAAUGAAACUGUUCUCACCCUCCAAGGCCAGGAGCUUUAUAUGGAGCUCAGAGCAGAUAACACAGCGGUGCUUUCGAAAAUAACUGGACCCAACACCCAGCUCACAAUUUCAGGGACACUCAGUGGAGCUUGUACAAGAACAUACAGAGAACUUUAUACAAUUGAAGGAAAUGGAGCAGGAAGGCCCUGCAUGUUCCCCUUCAUGUACAAAAACCAAUGGCACUCAAGCUGCACUUUGGCCGACUCUGUAAAUGGCCGUUUUUGGUGUGCGGUUGAAACAAAAUAUGAAAAUGGGACAUGGGGCUACUGCCCAACCAACACUAAAACUACCUGGACCAAGCACCCAAUAAACGGAGCAGUAUACCAGUUAAACACAGAGUCUGCUCUGACGUGGUUGCAGGCUAAAACCAGCUGCAAGCAGCAGAGCUCUUCCCUGCUCAGCAUCACUGAUCCUCAUGAGCAAGCUUAUAUCACAGCACUACUGGAGGCAGGAGGUAGCAGACAAGGGUACAAGCUUUGGACUGGGCUAACCUUGAAUACAGAACAUGGCUGGGAGUGGUCUAAUGGGAACCCAUUUCGUUAUUUUAAUUGGGACUCAGGGCACCCAUUUACUGAUCCUGGCCAUAGUUGUGGAAUAAUUGAUGGUACAUUGAGGUUUUCAUGGCAAAGCUCAAAAUGUAACUACAAACUAGGCUACAUCUGCUACAGUAAAGGUGUUCUGGCUUCUCCAACUGAAGGUCUUGACAUAGGCUUUUGCUCAGCGCCAUGGAUUCCUUACAACGGUCACUGCUUCCGUCUUAUUCGUACUGUGAAAACCUGGUCUGAUGCUCAGUUAGAUUGCCAUCAGGAGGGAGGGGACCUUGCAAGCAUCCGCAAUGUGGAAGACCAAAGCUUUGUCAUCUCUAAGCUCGGAUACGCAUCCACAGAUGAGCUUUGGAUCGGACUUAAUGACAGGCAGAAAGAAGGCCUGUUUGAUUGGAGUGACCACACCACAGUCAGGUUUACCAGCUGGGAAUUUGGAAGACCAGCUUUUGCAACUGACCAAGAAGAUUGUGUUCUCAUAAGAGGAGAAAGCGGGAACUGGGUUGACCGUAAUUGUAAGGAGAAACAUGGUUUCAUUUGUAUGAAAAGAAGCACCUCUGAACCCUCUGGAGAUGAAAUAAAGCAGAAUCCAGGAUGCAAACCCGGUUGGAAACGAUAUAGCUCCUACUGCUACUAUAUCGGGAGUGAGACAAAGACAUUUGAUGAAGCAAAAGAUGAUUGCAAAAGAAGCGAUUCGUACUUGGCUGAUGUUUCAAGCAGGCUGGAUAAUGCUUUCCUUGUCAGCUUGGUGGGCCUGAGACCAGAGAAACAUUUCUGGUUAGGGCUGUCAAACCAGAAGAACCGAGAAGUUUUUGAGUGGACCAGCACUGCCCAUGUGAAAUAUACCCACUGGAAUAGUGAAAUGCCAGGCCACCACCAGGGUUGUGUGUCAAUGGCAACUGGUAGUUCUGCGGGCCUCUGGGAUGUGUUGCCUUGUAUCAAUAAAGAGAAGUACAUCUGUAAACAUCUGGCAGAGGGGGCAGUUUUGACUCCUGCACCACCAACUGUUCCCUCUGUCCAGUGUGCAGCUGGAUGGACCAAAGUCAUGUCAAAACAUUUCUGCUAUAAGGUAUAUUCAGGGCAUUCAAACAAGAGGACAUGGUUUGAGGCCAGAGAUUACUGCACAGCUGUUGGAGGAGACCUUCUAAGCAUCCAUAGUGCUGCUGAGCUGCCUCUGAUGCCAACAAUCUAUGAAAUUGCUUGGAUUGGACUUAGUGCCCCUGACUCAAGCGCCGGUCAUAUGUGGAGUGAUGGAUCGCCAGUAAACUUUCAACACUGGAAAGAUGGGGAGCCAAAUAAUAAAAACAAUGCUGAAUCUUGUGUUGAAAUGUAUUCAACAAAGUGGGACAGGGCAGGGUCUUGGUAUGAUCAACAAUGUGAAAAGUACAAUUCCUGGGUUUGUCAAAUCCCUACAGGAGUCACACCAAUGCCACCUCCACCCCCUGUUACUCCAGACUACAACCGCACCUCUGAUGGAUGGUUGGAAUGGAAAGGGAAUCAGUAUUAUAUAAACAUUAUGUUAGAGGCCAUGGAAGAUGCUCGGCGUUUCUGCAAAGAGAGACAUAGUGACCUGGUAACCUUCAGCAGUCAAGAUGAAAAUGUCUUUUUGUGGAAACAGAUAUACUCAGGAGAUAUUAAUUUCUGGAUCGGUUUGACUGUGGAUCUUGACAGAAGUGUUCAAUGGAUAGAUGGUUCUCCAAUGACAUUCCAGUGGUGGGAAGAUCAUCAGCCUGAUUUCAGAAAUUUUGAUGAGAACUGUGUUGUCAUGGUGCCUCAUAAUGGCUUUUGGCAUGAUUAUAACUGCGGAUUUGAAUUUAAGUCUAUUUGUAAACGCAGUAGCUUACCACCUGCCAAUGCCACUGUGGCUCCUACUUUGCCACCAAAAGGUGGCUGUGAAGAUACCUGGAAAAAGAUGAACUUUAAGUGUUACAAGAUUGUAAACAACCAGAAUUUAACAUGGGAUGCAGCAAGGCAACAAUGCAGAGACUUGGGUGGAAACUUGGCUUCUAUUUCGUCAAGACAUACGCAAGUGUUUUUAAUGUCUCAAAUGGCUAACAAACCCACCACAGACCUGUGGAUUGGUUUUCAUAGUGCUUAUAAGAAUGGGUUUUACUGGACUGAUGGACAACCAAGGUCAUAUGUCAAUCUCAAUUUGCAACAACAAACUCCCCGUCCACACAGUUUCGCUUUCAAUGACAACAGAUUUCAGAUGCGAUUCCGGCAUAAACUUGCGGUACAAUGUGCUGUAAUCAACACUAAGCCUUCGCUCGGUAUUGGAAAAUGGAUACCAAGGUCGUGCAAUGACACCAAUGGAUUUAUAUGUCAAAAAGCUGUUGACCCAAAUAUCCAUGAUUCUCCUGAGCCAGAAUCUCCUACCAACUACAUCAAAAUACUUAAUGAUUCCAUUAAGUUUGUUGCUCAGCAAAUGACCUGGGAUGCAGCUAAGAAGAACUGUGAAGCUGAUGCUGCCAACCUGGCCAGCAUUCGUACUCAAUGGAUACAGGCGUACAUCGAGCUGCUGGCUCUAAAUCUCAACCGUCCUCUAUGGAUUGGACUCAACAAAGCUCAGACCAAUAACUAUUUUAGAUAUAUUGAAGGCUGGCCUCUUAACUUUACAUUCUGGGGCGAAAAUGAACCACGUAGAGAUGGAACCUGUGUCUAUGUAAAUGUGUAUGGAAAAUGGAAGACUGCUAACUGCAGUCAGAACAUCAGCAGUGUGUGCACGAGGUCUACAGAUACACCACCAAAAGCAGACACAAAAGAUUAUCCAGGAGAUUGUCCAGAAGACACAGAUCCAAUUAGACCAUUGCGGCAUUAUUCCUGGAAACCUUUCAGAGGUUUUUGUUAUAUAUUUUUCUCUGAGAUGAAGGAGUGGUCAGAUGCAAUUACCAGCUGUGUGGCACAUGGUGGAAGGCUUGCCAGCAUUUCAGAUCCGUUUGAGCAGGAAUUCAUACAGGGUAACAUAGGAACAUUUCAAGACAGCCACACAUCUUACUGGUUGGGCCUGUUUAAAACUCAUAAAGGGCAGUGGAUGUGGUUGGAUCAAAAGGUCAUGGAUUACUCUAACUGGAAUCUAGGUCAACCUAAUUAUCACACCUAUGGAAUGAUAAGUGCAUUGGAUGGGAAAUGGCACACAGGGUCUCAAAGAAGUGACAGACCAUAUAUCUGCAAAACAGCUAAAGUGUUACUACCAAAGCCAUCACCAUCACCUUAUGUUGCAUUAGUUUCUCACAAUCGCAGUCACAUUGCUUUAGCAGUUUUGCUCGUUGCUGGGAUUGCAGUGGGGGCAGGCAUUGCAUUUGCUCUCUUCAAGAAGUCUGGUCAUCACUUACCAAUUCCUGGCAGGUUAGCCGUCUUUGACAACCCACUCUUCAGCAACAAAAGGUCGGAUCUGCUGGACAGUAAAAAUCUGGUGGAGAAUGCAGAUUAAGAGAGCACUUGAACUUGUGAUAACUACAUAACUUAAAACAACAUUUUUUCAAUUGAUGUAUAAAAUAUUCUGAAAGGUUGGACAAAAUGACGGAAGAUAUGUGUAAAAUGACAAAACAGUAUGGUAGAACAAGUUUUUCCCUUUUUCUGCAAUAGCGCAAAAGGAGUUUCAUUCUCUUGUUGAGGCAAAGAAAGCAUGCCUUCCAGUUCGCUGGUCUCCCAGUGUACAACUUUUGCUUUGGAUUCCUGGCAUAGUCUGAAAACACACAUGUUAAUAUGGCAAACUAUUUAUGUAAUCAUUUAAUAUUCUUGAUAUCAGCAGGCAUUUUUGUCUAUUAGUUUGCAUCUACUCUGCAGUAGUUAAGCAUUGGUUGCACUAGUUCAUAAUUAACUUUUUUAUCAGUUAGUGUUUUUGUCCAAGGAAUCGUAGCAGCGGUAGUCAGUGUGGCAAUGGUAGUUCAACAGUCCCAAACAGUAGAUUUCAACUCAGGAGUUAUCAACUACAUCAAACUAACUGAUGGCUUUAUCAUACUAGGUAUAAAAACACUAACAUGUUGAAUAGUCCAUACACAUUUCCCUGCUAGUUUACUUGUAAUUAUUACAUGUGCACACUAGCUGACUAGUGUGACUUAAAAGUUAAACUAGUAGUAAGGACUGAAAUUCACUCUAGUUAAAGACUAUUUGGUCUUUCCGGUGAAUUGCUGCAAAGAAAUGUACCUAACAUAUGUUCAACUAUAUCAUAGUAUUUGUUUGGUUUUAAAAAACAAACUAAUGUUAAUUAUUUAAAAUAACCUCUGGCCACUAUUACACUUGUGACCUUUAAAUUUGCACACUAGUCCAACCAAAAUAUUCAACUAUUUGACUUGUUUAAGCCUUAAUGACAAAACAAGUUAAGUACGCUAAAAGUGUCAGCUGGGUAAUUAUUGCACCAAAAGAUACAUAUGAAUCAACUGGUUAAAGCCUUUUGACCCUAAGUAAUAAACUAGUGCAACCAAAAAAUCUAAGCUAGGUAAGUAGUUUGUUUAAAAUGUUUACUAGUAAACUAGUACAGCUGCUUAUUAGUUCACUCUUAAUUGGUUGUUCUAUAUCUUCUCUUAUAUCUUAACUCUGCAACUACAGUCAACUGCUAUUUAGCCUUAAAUUAUUCAUACCCCAGGUAGGCUUAAAAUAACCAUUUCAUUUUACCAUCAUGUUGCCUGGUGGCGCCGUUGAUAGCACUGUUGCCUCACAGCAAGAAAGUCCUGGGUUCAAAUCCUGACCUGGGGUCUUACUAGAUGGAAUAUGCAUAUACUUCCCAUGCAUGUGUGGGUUCUCUCUGGGUAAUCUGGCUUCCUGCUACAGAAUAUUGUAUGAGUGUGUGUGUUCAUGGUUGUGUCCUGUGGUGGACUGGUGAGCUUUCCAGGAUGUACCCUGCCUUUUGCCCAAUGUCCUUGGGACACAGGGAACAGCCCCUUGUGACUGUGCAAGGAAAAGCAGGAAGAUGGAUUGAGAUGAUUAUGUAAUUUCCAAUCAAAAAAACGAAUUUGGUUAUGGGAAUGAAAAUUAUUUGAAACAGCCAGGAGUGUUUAUAAUUUUGGACUUAUUUGGAAAGCAGUGUACCUAAAAUGUGCUCCUGUUAACCAAAACAAAUGCUUGUGUUAUAAUCUUACACGUGGCAUAAACUAUUGAACAGAAGUAGAUUUUUAUGAUCUUGCUGUUUCGUCUUUGUUGUCUUUGAAUACUAUAAUAAACAAACAAAUCUACAAUAAAUGUAUACAAUUUGUUCUACAAAGUAAAAUUUCACGCAAGUACUGUCAUCAUUAAAUGAAAUGUUACACAGCAUAAAUAUUUUAAUGAUUUUCAACAAUAUAAUCCAUUCUUGUCAAAAGUAACUUCUGAAUGCAGUACAAAUUUAUGUAACCAAAAUAAAUCUUGAAAGGAAAAA